GACUCGAUACCUAGUUCUGAUGCUGCCAUUCUAAAAUAAAUAUCUUGCCCAUUUUCAGUGAAAUUUCUUACAUCAAUCAGCUCACUAAACCACAGCAGGCACCCAAUUCCUCCGUCCCUGGUAUCCAAGUUUCCAAAAGCUGUGCGGGAGCAGUUCUUCAUGCACAACAUCUCACAUUCCUUGAGUUCCAUACUUCUGUUAAACCCAGAUACAUCAUUGCAGAAGAUCCAUCAUUUGCAGUCUGUUUUGUUCACUCUUAAGGUACGGCUUCUGUGGGCUGCAUCAAGAAAGUACAACUUCAAUCUUCAUGUUUUAGAGUCUAAAGCACAAGAUGCCAAGGAUAGAUUCGAAACAGUUGCCUCUCAGGCCCAAAAGAUGGCUGACAUUGUUACAGAACAAUGGAUUCAAAUUCAGCGGCUUGAGCAGGCUCUUCAUAUUACACAAAUGAGGAAUAUGAGGGUUCAAAGACAAUUAACAAGAUGCACUUUCUUGAAGUUCAUAAACAACCUUUCUAAUGACCCUCUACUGAAGAUGCUUGGGCCUAACUUCAGAUCCUUUUUCUCUCGAGCUUUUCAUCAGUCCAAGAGAGUCUUUGCAGAAUUUAAAAGGUCUCACCAUGAGUUACAACAUUUCAUCAUAGAGAAACUGAAAAAGAAUGAAUUCACAGCGGCUCUUGCAAAUGAGGAAUUAGUUUUCUUUAUGGUAUAUUUGAUAGCAACUGUUACCAUGUUGGCCUAA
Molecule: messenger RNA, 738 nt
Organism: Prunus persica (peach)
Lineage: Eukaryota; Viridiplantae; Streptophyta; Magnoliopsida; Rosales; Rosaceae
Exons: 7
Coding region: 160-738 (192 amino acids)
Source: RefSeq, a predicted model, not a curated record